Ochlerotatus camptorhynchus is the source of this 6231-nucleotide messenger RNA. RefSeq names its product transcription intermediary factor 1-alpha-like. Lineage: Eukaryota; Metazoa; Arthropoda; Insecta; Diptera; Culicidae. Gene Ontology annotation, molecular function: ubiquitin protein ligase activity; zinc ion binding; chromatin binding. The transcript is spliced from 12 exons. The coding region runs from base 974 to 4441 and encodes 1155 amino acids. The record is from RefSeq and is a predicted model, not a curated record. Gene Ontology annotation, biological process: chromatin organization.
CUCGCAAAACAUCAUCCACCAUUCAUUCGUUCGUCGCCGUGUCUGCGGUCCAAACGUCGCGUCGUUGUGCAUCCGUCGUCUGUUCGUGUGAUUUUUUGGUGGAGAUUAUUGCUUUUAAAGUGCGCACUGCUGUGCUGUGGGGCUGCUGCCCUCCCACUGUUCUGGAAAAUAAUAAAGUCUGAAGAUUUGGUGCCGGAAAAAUCGGUUUUUCAUUUCGAGUGGCAGUGUGUUCCACGGAUGUUAGUGCAAUGAAAAAGCAGCCAUCGGAGGGAGUAGUGUUGUGUUGAUUGUGAUGGGAAAAAUGGCAACAAGGAAAAAAUAAAGUUUCCCUCUUGAGACCCGGAGCUUUCGGUUGAUGCUACUUUCUCGUAUUUUGUGCUACCCGGAGGAAGCUUGUUAAAUUUCGUGAAAACGGUAGUUUCGUCGACGGAAGAAAAUUGGAUUUCCAGUGUCUGGGAGUGUUUGGUGCAAGUUUGUUGUGCAAAAGACGAACUCCUCCCCAGGGGUGAAAGAAGAAAAAAAAGACCCUAUCCACUUCGGGAUAUCGAAAUUUUGCGGCCAUCUUUCCAUCGUCGCUGUUGCCCUGCCUGCUGCGUACGUGUGCUCCGCAGCACCAGAGGAGUGCGAAGCGAAGAGGAACAUUCGGAUUUGGAGUGGCUGCUCAGUGUGAAUGUGUGAGUGCGCAUUCUGCGGUGGUGUGUGCGUAUAUUUUUGGGUGGUGGAAAUUUUUUUCGUGGAAAACCCAAAGUAGGCCACCCUCCGGUGGAAGCGAAUCUACGCCAUUGGUGGAGAAAAAAAAACAAAAAAAAAAGGCACGACAAACCUUGAAGGUUGUUGAAGGGAGUCUGAAUAAAACAUCGAUUGAGUGUUUUUGCUGGUGUUAAUGCGUGCGUCUAGCUGAAGUGGAAAAGAAUCAAUAAUCAAUUUGGAUUAAGUUUUUAUCAUUAUUGAAGAAAAUAUACGAAAUAGAAGAAUGUCUUCGCAAACUACUUCGACUCCAAUAGCAACUGGGUCCGGCACUUCUGCUGCUGCUCUUGCGGCAGCGGCCGCGGCCGCUACCGGGACAAACAUGGAGACCGACGAUCUGGUUGAUCCGAUGAAUGACUUCCUGCCGCUGCUGCCGGAGAACAUCAAGCAGGAGCUGUUCGAAGGAACCGACAAGGGCACGGCCAAUCCGUGUGAUAGCGCUGAUAAUAAGGGUGACGCUCCGGAGACCGCCACCAAUGACACACCGAUCCAGACCAAGUGCGUCUGGUGUCAGCAGAUCCUGGCCACAACCGAUCGUCCGAAGCUACUGGAAUGUUUGCACGUGGCAUGCGAUCCAUGCCUGAAGCAGAAAUUCUCCGACCUCCCGCACAACACGCCGGUCCUGUUUUGUCCUGUGUGCAAGAUGGAAUCCCGGAUGGAGUUCAUCAUCGACAACGUGUUCCUGAGUGAAAACACGGCGGACGAAAAUCCGAGCAGUGUGGAAUCCACCAAGGACAUGAUCAAGUGUAGUAGCUGCUCGGACGACGCCAUUGCCACGUCCUGGUGCGUCGAGUGUGCGGAAUUUAUCUGUGAUAGCUGUGUGCAGGCGCAUCAGCGGCUGAAAAUCACCAAGGAGCACACGAUCAAAUCGAAGGAAGCGGCCAGCAGUGAAACGCCCGGCAGCAGUGGCCUCCCCGGGAAGAACAUCAUGUGUCACAUACAUUCGCAGGAAAAAUUGUCCCUCUACUGCGAAACAUGCGAUCGGUUGACGUGUCGCGAUUGCCAGCUGGUGGAUCACCGGGAUCACAAGUACAAAUUCGCCAACGAGAUUGCAAGUGAAACGCGGAAUUCCCUGCAGGCCCUGCUCAGCGAGAUCAGCUACAAGAAGGUGCUGCUGUCCAGUGCGAUGAAGGUGAUCGACGAUCGGCAGGCGUUGAUAACGGAGAAGAAGAAGGAACUGUCCAAAGAGAUUGCCGAUCUGGUGGUGAAGCUGACCAAUGCGGUCAACAUGCGGGGCAAGCAGCUGGUUUACCGAUUAAAUCAGGUAUGCGACACAAAGCUGCAAGUAUUGAACGAGAAGAAGGAAGCGCUUCAACUGCUGUCGGGACACACGGAUCAUUGCAUAGAAUUUGUGCAGUGUGCCCUGGAAAAGGGCAGCGACAGUGCAGUUUUGUAUAGUAAAAAGACACUGGCGAGGCAUUUGCAGAAGGUGAAAUGCCAGCGGGCGGAUAUUCCCAACCCGGAAAUACCCGUUCGAGUGCAGUUAUUCCUAUCGAAUGUUCCUGAACUACAGAAUGUCAUCGCUCGCAUCGGUACCAUUCUCGUAGACGGCAAAGUCUACCCACCACCUCCGGGACCGGCAGGCAAUGCCGGUCCACAAGGUCCCGGAGCAGUUCAGAACCGUUCCAAACAGCCAAGCCCCAACAUUACACCUCCGCUGCGACCGGGAAUGCCCGGUCCGGGUAUGACAACACUUUCUUCUAACAAUGCCAACGGUCCCGGUGGCUUCCCCAAUGUGCCACCUAUGUACAAUGGCAACGGAGGGGUCUCAGUGGGAGGUCCAUUCCCUCCGAGUCAUCCGAUGGGACGAACGUUUGCUCAGGAAAAUGGCCCCGGAGGUGCUUUCGGUCGGUUUCCUAUGGGACCACCGCACGGGAUGCCACCCCAACAGCAUGUCAGUUCCUCAACACAUCCGCAGAAUAUGGAUUUACGUAAUCUUUUGAGUCAUCAAAAACCGAGCGGACCGAGCCGCUGUUCGCCCAACAACGCUCCGAGUUCGGGUGGCAAUGCUAAUGUUAAUAAUCAAUUUAACACAGCUAACUUCAUGGGUAGUGUUCCGCCGGGCUCCGGAGGUCCUGCCCAGCAUCGGAUGGCUGCCCAGAUGGGUGGUGCACCUCCGGGCUACCUCGGCGCAGGAGGCCACCAAAACUUCAAUCAAGGUCAACCCGGCCCAAACAGUAACGGCAUGGGUAUGGGCGGUAACAAUCCACGCUUCCAGAACUUCCAAAGAUUCGCGAUGCCUCCGGCUGCCAUGCGACACAUGAUGGGAAACAAUACCUCUACUCUCCUUACACCAAAGCAACAAGCAGCGAUGCGCUAUCCUGGUCAGCAGACUCCACCAGGCUACAAUCCCAACUCACCACAGCCCGGUCAAAUGCAACCGCAGCAUCCCAGUGGGAGCACUGCCGGAGGAGGCGCUGCUGGAGGCGGAGCCAAAUGGCACAUUCCCCAAAACAUGCAGGGCCAGCAAAAUAAUGGAUUCGGGGGCCCAUCAGGUCUGCAUCUUUUCGGUAACGGACCGAAUGAAUCGUUUAAGAUUCCCCUGAAAUCCCCGGACACAAUGCGUAAUUCGAUGAUGAUAAACGGUGGCAACGCUGGUCCUGGUGUCCCUGGAAGUCCAAGCCAAAUGGUGCAUCAUCUCCAACAACAACAACAGCAACAUCAACAGCAACAACAGCAACAACAACAGCAGCAGCAACAACAACAACAGCAGCAGCAGCAGCAGCAACAACAUCAACAACAACAGCAACAACAACAACAACAGGCAAACCAUCACCUCCAACAGCUACAGAAUGCGCUUCCCAAUGUUAGUUCCACCAAUCCGAAGACCCCGUCGCCGAGUACGAAUGAGCCCGGAAAGGAUUUUGCCGAAUCGAUUGACAAAACGUGCGAAGAUUCGGUGAACGAUCUGAUGGCCACGAUCGCCAAGCUGGAUUCGAACGGUGUACAGGUGCUACCGGAGGGUCACCGGGGUAAAACCACUUCCCCUCAGGUGCACAGCUCGACGGAUCUCAACACCAGUGGAUUGGUAGCGGGCGCCGGUGCCAGUGUCCUCGUGGACGACAAGAGUCUCCCGAAGGAGUUGGAUCCGAACGAGGAUUGGUGUGCGGUGUGUAUGGACGGAGGCGAGUUGAUGUGCUGUGAUAAGUGUCCCAAAGUGUUCCACCAGACGUGUCACAUACCGGUGAUCGAUAGUCUGCCGGACGAGAGCGAAACCUGGCAAUGUUUGCUGUGCUACAAUUUUGCCGACUUGCCGCCAGAACCGACGGGCGAGAAGCGAAACAUAGGAAUCACCCCGCUGGAAUUGAAAAUCCUGCAGAGGAUUAUACUGGAACUGUUCUGUCAGUACGAAACGAGUAUGCCGUUCCGGCAUCUGGAGCCGGAAUUGAACAAACCAUACUACGACAUUGUGUGCAACCCCAUCUCACUAAUAAUGAUCCGGGACAAGCUGGAGAUGACCAAUCCCGAACACUACACUGACGUUGCGUCGUUCAUUGCCGACAUCAGGCGGUUGUUCAACAAUGUGUAUCUGUUCUAUCAGGAGGACAGCAUUAGCUACAAGAGCGCCCACAAGCUGGAAAAAUUCUUCGAGCAACAGCUGGCCAAGUGGCUCCCGAAGUAUUUGGAAACCGAAAGCUUCGAAGACUACCUGCAGAACCCUGCCAAGCGCAUCAAGAGCCUUCAAGAGGAUUAACAAUCAAUGCCUGGCGGCAUUGAACAACCGCAGGCGUCGCAUCAACAAUCUCCUCAACAGCAGCAGCAGCAUUUUUUUCAGCCACAAAAUAUGCACCAAUCAGAACAGCAACAGCAACAGAAAUUUCAAUCCCCUGGAUCCAGCGAUGGAUCCAGGGUCCACGACGGUACAAGUAGCUGUAGCAACAGCACCAUCAUCACCACCACCACCACCUCCAGCACCAUCAUCACAACAGCAAUCACAACGGCUGCCACCACAGCAGCUGCAGCAGGAGCUGACGACGGUCGAGCCCAGCAGCAGCAAGAUGGGAGGCCUCGUUCAAGGGAGGGAAAAACGAGUGCGCAAGAUGCGAAUGGAGGUAGACUGGACACUGCUGCUGCUGCCGCCGUCGCCGAAGAGUCGAAAGAAGCGGAAACCGGUGCUUAAGCGAAAACUGAAGAAGCCACCAGAGCCAUCGCCUCCAAAACAGCAGACGAAUGAGAGAAAGUUGCCCAAAAAAGCAACCACUUACAAACAACAAUUGUAACAUAGAACUGAAUAGUAAGUUGUAGGUAUGCAGUGCGAGUCGAAGAGCGAAUGUGUGUAGCUGUUUGGCUUCGUAUGUUAGUUGGCAUGAAUCAAAAGAAUACUUUUUGUUUUUGUGGAAAAGGUUUUCACAGAGAUAAACAAAGAUGUGUAAAUAUUAGUUACCUAAGGCUAUUUGGAUAAUAUAUAUAACGCAGUAACGACAUUCUAUAAGAUGGAUGAAAAACCAUAAUACACGCAAUCUCAAUCGAACAAAGCAAAAUUUAAGAUCAAAUCUGGGCUGUUUCGCUGUUAUUUAGUGUACCUAUUUCGAACGAUCGAGCAUUCGAAAGCAAAAUUGGUAAUUGUAAGUUCGUUGCUGAUUUAAUAUGGCGUGCAGAUGGUCGAUUGUGCUGCAUUCCUUGCGGCUUUAUUGGAUAAUUUUAAUUCUCAUUUACGACUCUAUUAUUUAUUACGUCACUCACCAUUUAGGUUAUAUGAUUUAUUCUAAACGUUCUUCAUUUAAGUUGACAACUAUUACUGAUCUAACCGAGAGUGUGCUACACUAAUGGACAAACCUAGAGUUUUGUGAAUAGAAAUUAUGGAUGGAAAAAAACAAACAAACAAACAAACACGUAAAUACUUGUGAAAGUCGGAAAAAUCCGUCAACCAUUAAGCAGUUAUUAUUAGUAGGUAGUGCAUAGAUCUUUUUCGAAUGCUAACAAAUAAUUGGGCACUCUUGAACUGAGAAAUUAUGCGCCAAUCGGACUGCCGAUUGGCAAGGGACAAAGUUUGAUUCAGUAGCAAUUAACUUCUACGUAGAGCAAAGACUACCGAGUAACGAAAUAAGUUUUCCUUCCCCCAUUGAAACAUGUAAAAAAGAUACUAUUUCGCUCCUGUAAACCGUAGUGAGUACUCAUAGUUUUCGUAGAGAUUGAUUGCCCUCUCUCUCUCUCUCUUCUAUCAUCAGUAGUUUAUCUAUUAUCCUAGUUAAGGAAAGCGAGCUUUCUUCCGAGACAGUAAACCAGUAUGAUUUAUUUUUUAUUGUAUACGAGCAAAGUAAGUAACUGUAAAGAAAAAGGGAGACGACUGACAAGUUGAUAUGCUGCAGCAGUCUGAAUAGCGACGAGCCGGGCAAAGGCUUCUGCUCCCUUUCUUCCCUCCCAUGACAGCAGCGAGCAACAAACUGCUAUUCACAACUCACUGAGUAUUGAACUCUUAUUUGGAGAACAAAAACAAACAAAAAGUAAAACCUUGUAGAAAGAUACACAUACACAAAAAGAAAA